Messenger RNA from Sinocyclocheilus grahami, 3020 nucleotides. It is a transcript of the gene grm8a, whose product is annotated as glutamate receptor, metabotropic 8a. The transcript is spliced from 11 exons. Bases 336 to 3020 code for a protein of 894 amino acids. Gene Ontology annotation, cellular component: membrane. The record is from RefSeq and is a predicted model, not a curated record. Gene Ontology annotation, biological process: G protein-coupled receptor signaling pathway. Gene Ontology annotation, molecular function: G protein-coupled receptor activity. NCBI's taxonomy places the organism in Eukaryota, Metazoa, Chordata, Actinopteri, Cypriniformes, Cyprinidae.
GCUGUUCAUUUCAGCACCACAAACCAGCUUCUGAGAGCAGAAAGAAGAUGCUUCUGAAGAUGUGAGAGUUUUGGAGCUUGAUUUGGAAAGGCACUUGUUUGACGUUAUUGCAUCUCCUUAUAUCACCUGUUACCAGUCACAUGACAUGUACGCCAGACAUUUUUGCCCCAUGAGAAAUUCCUGUGGUCACACUCUAAAUGGUCAGAAUGCACAACUUCAGCUUUGAAAUGGGCAUGGAUGUUACCGUCCGUCUGCUGCCCCAUUAGUCCUUAAUCCCACCACCUGGAAUUUUUGGACCUACAUUUCCUCACAUUGUCCCCAACGUCCCUGUGGAUAUGGAUCUUGUACGCAUAAGUCGGACUCAAUACCAGCUCCUCCUCUUCCUCUGCUACUGGUUGCCAGUCUCCCUCCAGCGGGUGGAGACACCGACAGUUGAGUAUGCCCACUCUAUCCGUCUAGAUGGCGACAUCAUCCUGGGUGGCCUGUUUCCGGUUCACGCCCGGGGUGAGCGUGGCGUUCCCUGUGGGGAGUUAAAGAAGGAGAAGGGUAUUCACAGACUGGAGGCAAUGCUGUUUGCCAUUGACCUCAUCAACAAAGACCCAGAGCUGCUGCCCAACGUGACGCUGGGGGCCCGUAUCCUGGACACCUGCUCGCGGGACACCUACGCCCUGGAGCAGUCGCUUACCUUUGUACAAGCUCUCAUUGAGCGUGAUGGUUCGGAUGUACGCUGUGCCAAUGGAGACCAGCCCAUAUUUGCCAAGCCAGAUAAAAUCGUUGGAGUCAUUGGUGCGGCUGCCAGCUCUGUCUCCAUCAUGGUUGCCAACAUCUUGAGGCUUUUUAAGAUUCCUCAGAUCAGCUAUGCAUCCACAGCUCCGGAGCUAAGCGAUAACACCCGCUACGACUUUUUUUCCCGCGUCGUUCCGCCGGAUUCCUACCAGGCCCAGGCCAUGCUGGAUAUUGUCACGGCGAUGGGCUGGAACUACGUCUCCACACUGGCUUCUGAAGGGAACUACGGGGAAAGCGGUGUGGAAGCGUUCGUGCAGAUCUCCAGGGAGAUGGGUGGCGUGUGUAUCGCACAGUCUCUGAAGAUCCCUCGGGAGCCGAGGCCUGGGGAAUUCGACAAGAUCAUCCGCCGCCUCCUGGAGACCCCCCACGCCCGGGCCGUCAUCAUGUUCGCAAACGAGGACGAUAUCAGACGAGUGCUGGAUGCUGCCAAGAGGAGCAACCAGACGGGUCAUUUCCUGUGGGUGGGGUCUGACAGCUGGGGCUCCAAGAUCUCACCGGUCAUUCAGCAGGAGAGAGUGGCAGAAGGAGCUGUUACCAUCCUGCCCAAACGCGCCACGGUGGAGGCGUUCGAUCGCUACUUCCGCAGCCGCUCGCUCUCCAAUAACAGAAGAAACGUGUGGUUUGCUGAGUUCUGGGAGGAGAACUUUGGAUGCAAGCUGGGGAUGCAUGGAAAGCGGCCAGGAAGCCUUAAAAAGUGCACUGGUCUGGAGAAGGUGGGCCGUGACUCCAGUUACGAGCAGGAAGGCAAGGUGCAGUUUGUGAUGGAUGCGGUUUAUGCCAUGGCACACGCGCUUCACCGCAUGCACAGGGACUAUUGCUUUGGAUACCCCGGCCUCUGCCCCCGCAUGAGCAAUAUCAAUGGAAAGGAGCUGCUGGGAUACGUCCGGCACGUUAAUUUCAAUGGAAGUGCAGGCACUCCGGUGGUCUUCAAUCAGAACGGAGAUGCGCCAGGGCGAUAUGACAUCUUCCAGUAUCAGAUUACCAACAAAUCGACAGCUGAGUACAAAGUGAUCGGCCAGUGGACAAACAAACUGCAUCUUAAUGUGGAUGCCAUGCGCUGGCGGACUGGCGACCCUACGCUUCCAGUCUCGGUGUGUAGUGUGCCUUGCCAGAUGGGUGAAAGGAAGAAGAUCGUAAAGGGUGUACCUUGUUGCUGGCAUUGUGAGCGAUGCGAAGGCUACCACUUCCAAGCCAGUGUAUUCAGUUGUGAGUUGUGUCCAUACGAGCAGCGCCCAGACCGUAAUCGCACCGGUUGCAUCCCCAUUCCAAUCAUCAAACUCGAAUGGCACUCUGCUUGGGCAGCCAUACCAGUGUUUGUUGCAGUUCUUGGAAUCCUGGCUACAAGUUUUGUGGUGGUCACUUUCGUCCGCUACAAUGACACACCAAUUGUCCGCGCAUCCGGCCGAGAGAUGAGCUACGUGCUUCUGACUGGGAUUUUUUUGUGCUACGCCAUCACCUUCUUGAUGAUCGCAACACCAAGUUUGGCCAUCUGCUCUUUCCGAAGGGUGUUCCUGGGUUUGGGCAUGUGCUUCAGCUAUGCUGCUCUCCUAACAAAGACCAACCGCAUCCACCGCAUCUUUGAGCAAGGCAAGAAGUCGGUGGCUGCACCACGCUUCAUCAGCCCUGCUUCUCAGCUGGUCAUCACCUUCAGCCUGAUCUCGGUGCAGCUUCUCGGUGUGUUUGUGUGGUUUGCCGUCGAUCCGCCGCACACAGUGGUGGACUACGGUGAGCAGCGUACAUCCAACCCGGAGAAGGCUCGUGGGGUUCUCAAGUGUGACAUCUCAGACCUGUCACUCAUCUGUUCGCUGGGCUACAGCAUCCUUUUGAUGGUAACAUGCACUGUUUAUGCCAUCAAGACCCGCGGCGUGCCAGAGACCUUCAACGAGGCCAAGCCAAUUGGAUUUACUAUGUACACUACCUGCAUCAUUUGGCUAGCUUUUAUACCUAUCUUCUUUGGCACCGCACAAUCGGCAGAAAGGAUGUACAUCCAGACCACCACCCUCACCAUCUCUCUCAGCCUCAGCGCGUCUGUGUCUCUGGGGAUGCUCUACAUGCCCAAAGUCUACGUCAUCAUCCUCCACCCGGAGCAGAACGUGCCCAAACGCAAGCGCAGCUUCAAAGCGAUCGUCACUGCCGCCACCAUGUCAGGAAAACUCGUACAGAAGGGAAGCGACCGGCCCAACGGGGAAGUGAAGACUGAGCUUUGUGAGAGCAUGGAGACCAACAAUGUUUAG